UGUUUGUUAAAAACUGAUUCCAUUUUCAAAAUUAAUCAUUCAUAACUCUCAAAAAUAAAAGUCAGAAAAACGAAUAAAAUUUCGGUUUCAAAAUUUCCGCUCUAAAUAGUUGCUUUCGAAAUUACACAAUUUCCCACUCAUACGCUAAGUGAAUGGGAAAAGUAGCAGAAUCUGGAAUAAAGCGCCGUGGGUUUUAAAGAGUCUCAGCGCUGAACGAAUUUCGAGGCAGCCAAGAAGCCACUAUUUGCAGCAAAAAUGCACAUUCCAUGCCCCAUUAAGCUGGGGGCGCCAGAUAGCCUUGAGAACGAACUGAGUGCCACCUACGCGCGCUUACUUGCUUACGGCUUGCUAAUACUUACUUCCCACUGGAAUCAGAACAAUUUGCAAGCAGUGCAACGCUUCCAACGCCAAAUGGCUGCACCUGGACCACAGACGCGCCAUGCCCAUCAACACAACCAACCGGAACGGCAAAGAAGUAACGGACGACGCAUUCUAUUGCAAGACCAGCGUACAAAACUUCGACGCGUGCGAGACUGGUGGCGCGCGAAUAAGCGUUAUGCCGCAGAAAGGCCGCCACAGACACCACAAACGCCACUGCUAGAGGAGGUGCGCUCAACGGCGGGCGAUGGCCCAUUGAUUUGAGUGGAAAUGAAGAAGAAAUGCAAAAGUAGUGAAAACAAGGAAGCGCAUGGGGAGCAACGGAUAAGAAUAUGAACUGAAAACCAGAAGUUUAUCCGAAAAAAACAAAAACAUCAAAUGAAAAAGGCUUUCCAAGUGAUAGGUUAAUGCCACAGCCUGCCUGCGCUGCCUCCGGAGUUGGGAAAGCGAUGAUUUCGAUUUAACAGUCACACAAGUAUGCCGAAUAUGCACGCCUAUGCAGGCUUUUAAGCGAAACGGUGAGCGAGUGCGAAUCAGGUUUACUAACAACGUGCUCAACUGGGCGUAUACGCAACCUUGCACUACAAAUGCGGUGCAGUGCAAAAGUACUACACCAACCAUGGCAAGGGAAGUAGUAAAAGUAGUAGGAGUAAUCCUUGCGGAUUUACGAGCACAAAAUCCGGUCGCUUCAUUCGUUGCUUCACAACAGAGUUUGCACUUUUGGCCUAAUUGAAAAAUUUUUCAGACAACAUCCGCACUUUGCGAAUAGCCACAGCAACUUUACAUACUGCAUGCAUGGAAUUGUGGCAUGCGCCUGCAAAUUGGAAUAUGUUUUUUUUUUCCAUAAAAUUUGUACAAUUUAAAUGACUCGAAAUAUAUUAGUUUUCAAGCAAGAAAUACAGAAUAAACGAAUGAAACAUUGUAAGUAUCAAAUAA
Messenger RNA from Anastrepha ludens (Mexican fruit fly), 1314 nucleotides. RefSeq lists its product as uncharacterized. NCBI's taxonomy places the organism in Eukaryota, Metazoa, Arthropoda, Insecta, Diptera, Tephritidae. The record is from RefSeq and is a predicted model, not a curated record. The transcript is spliced from 2 exons. Bases 256 to 642 code for a protein of 128 amino acids.